Molecule: messenger RNA, 3131 nt
Organism: Zophobas morio
Lineage: Eukaryota; Metazoa; Arthropoda; Insecta; Coleoptera; Tenebrionidae
Gene: POSH
Product: E3 ubiquitin-protein ligase SH3RF1
Exons: 8
Coding region: 335-2632 (765 amino acids)
Biological process (GO): positive regulation of proteasomal ubiquitin-dependent protein catabolic process; protein ubiquitination; positive regulation of JNK cascade
Molecular function (GO): ubiquitin protein ligase activity; protein binding
Source: RefSeq, a predicted model, not a curated record
AUCUUUGCGAUUUAUAUCUCGCGAUAAGCGUUUUUUCGGUUUCGCGCAGUGGUGCCAACCCUCGCGCGUAAUCCCCCACCGCCGCACUUGUCGCUGUCAUUCCUCCGAAAAAUCAUUCAGGGGGGAUUAAACUCGUUCGCCCUCGCGCCGCGUUGGCCAGUGCGCAAGAAUGCAUGUCGGAGCUUGUCGUGAGUGCUGUGUGGGUCACCGCCACCGCGCCCAAGCGCUGCGUUAACCGGAAGUCCUGCACAAAGUCACUGCAAGUGUCAGAAAUGUCUAACCGUGCCAUUUUCGCGUCCAGUCGUCGAUAACGCUUAUCAGUCGCUUCGGAGCCAUGGACGAGGGAACACUGAACGACCUCCUCGAGUGCUCGGUGUGCCUCGACCGCCUCGACACCUCCAGCAAGGUGCUGCCCUGCCAGCACACCUUCUGCAGGAAGUGCCUGCAGGAGAUCGUGCAGAAGCACAAGGAGCUGCGUUGCCCCGAGUGCCGCAUCCUCGUCAGCGCCAAGGUGGAGGAGCUGCCCCCCAACGUGCUGCUGAUGCGCAUCCUCGAGGGCAUCAAGAACGCCGUCCCCAAGAAGCAGCAGCGGGCGGUGCGCGCCGUGCAGGCCGCCAACGUGCACCACGCCGCCCCCGUGCACCAGCAGCACGGCACCCCCGACCGCAAGCCCAACAACAAGCAGAGCUCGCAGAUGGUGGCGCACCGGCCCUACGCCAAAGCCCUCUACGAUUAUGAACAAAAGGAGCCCGGAGACUUAAGUUUUAAACGCGGCGACAUCAUUUUCCUCAAGAAACGCAUCGACGCCCACUGGUAUCAAGGCGAAUGCGGCGGAAAGCAAGGCCUUUUUCCCCUUACUUACGUCCAGAUCAUCACCCCCCUGCCCAGCCACAUCCCCCAAUGCAAGGCUCUCUACGACUUCCAAACCGACAAGCACGAGGAGGAGGGCUGCCUCGUCUUCAAGGAGGGCGACAUCAUCAACGUGAUCCGGCGCGUCGACGAGAACUGGGCUGAGGGCAAGCUCGACGGCCGGAUCGGCAUCUUCCCUCUGACAUUCGUCGAGCUGAACAACCUGGCACGCUCCCUGAUGAAGCUAUCCACAAACGAGCAGCCGGGACCUUCACGCGUCGCGCCCCCGACGCCCACGACGGAGGACAGCACGCCUUUAAUACCCACGGACCACUCGCGGACGAUCGUGCCGCAACAGCCCCAACAGAACGCCCUGUUCGUCCAACCGGCGCCCGUCCACCAGGUCUUGGCCACCUCCGACUCCAGCUCCACGGUCAGCUCGGGCAGCUCGUCCACCACCACGCCCAACGUCUCCUCCAGCAACACGUCCUCUAACUCGAGCACGGCGCCGUCGUCGCCCGCGUCGCCGCCGCCGAGGACGCAGCAGCCGCUAGCCAGAACGCUGGUCCAGAAGCCCGACCUGCUGCUGAACCCCACCGCCUGCAGCACCCCGCAGCGCUCGCCGAAUCCGGCGUCCAACAAGGAGAAGCGGCACAGCUUCACCGGGCUGACGCCCGUGCCGUUCAACAAGGCCGCGCACCGGCACUCCGCCGAGAUCGUCGGCGUCGACCCGAAGCGGCCCGACGAGGUGAAGCUGCCGGCGCCGUACGUGGCGCUGUACCCGUACAAGCCGCAGAAGGGCGACGAGCUGGAGCUGCGCAAGGGCGCCAUCUACGUGGUGACGGAGCGCUGCCAAGACGGUUGGUACAAGGGUACGUCGAAUCGUACCCAAAAGUGCGGAGUUUUUCCAGGGAACUACGUGGCGCCGGUGGCCAAGGCGGCCGCGGCGGCCGGCGGCCCGCCCGACGCGAAAGCUGCCGUAAGUUUCACGCGGAGUGGCAAAAGUGUGUCCUCGCCACGCCAAACCUAUAACAAUUUGCCCCCCGAGCUGCCGCCACGUUCUGUUAGUCCUGCAAACGCAACCAAUACUAUUUCGUCCAGCUGGCAUGGACAGCAGGAUAAUGCCGCCGUGCCUCUGGGACGCAGUAGUAGCGCUGUUAUGUCCGGUGUGAACACGACGCUGGGGCUGGGUAGCGCGACGGCCAAGCCCGCCGACAAGUGCAAGGACCGUAAGGAGAAGGGUACUGUUGGUUUAAUGCGUAGACUUACUAGCAUUAAACGAUCCAAGUCUCCGCCUCCGUCAUCCUAUUCCAUGGAUAAUCCCGUGUUCGAAGACUCAGUUAGUGUCGCUACGGCCCAUCCCGUACACGUCAGGUCCGGAUCGUGCCCGAGCCAACUCCUCCAAAUCCAGCCGGUCGAACACCACCGCCUCUUCGGUUCGACUUCCCAGCGACUAAAACACAAAGAACGUCCCAGCGUUCUAACGCACAACUUAAGAACGGAGAAUCCCGCCGGGAGCUCCACCUCCAGCCCGGACAUCCACCACCACCGCAAGUCCAACUCCCUGGACGCCGGCAACCGCGCCAAAACGGGCGUGCAAACCGUGCAUGAGCUUUUCAGGUGCGAGAUCCCGUACCCUCCGAACAGCGAGUACGAGCUGGAGCUGCAGAAGGACGACCUGAUUUACGUCCACAAGAAACGGGACGACGGCUGGUACAAGGGCACGCUGCAGCGGACGGGGAGGACGGGGUUGUUUCCGGCUAGUUUCGUCAAGCCGGCUUGAGGGGAGGGGGGUCGUAACCACCAAAUAGGUAAAUUGUAUUAUUAGCUCAAUAACCGUGUCCAUAUAACCAUGACUGUACUCUCCUUAGGUUAUCGUAGUUGAGUAGGUUAGGGAAUUGAAGUGUAAAUAACGAGAGCGAGGUUAAAGUGGUAUUUUUUUAGGUAUAGCGAGACGAUGCCCUCUGUCAUUAAAUGAUGUAGGAUACAUGAUGUGUUCAAAAAUUGUAUUUACUUGCGAUGCGUUAUUUUUAUGAUUAUUUAUUUCAUCCAUUGUUACCUAAAGACACUAUUUAUCGGGGUGGUGGAUUUUUUAUUGACAUAUCACGAGUCGACUCGUUAGGCGUUUUCAUGCGUUGCGAUGGCUAGGUUCGUUUUCAUGAUCAAAAUUUCUGACUGAAGUUGUGUUAAUUAGGGAUAUCAGAUAUUUUUAUUGAUGUGCAUUAACAAGAUAUUAUGAAUUGAAGUGUAUUCUGAUAAUAUUAUACAGUUAAAUCUUAGAA